AUGCUCUAGACUUCUGUUAUCAUUAGUUCUACUCCAUCAUAUAUUGAACGAUUUUCUCCAUUUAUUUGUGCCUGUCCUAUAUGUCCAUGCAUUACAUGUUUAUAACCUUGCGAAUAAGCUAAUGAAUAUAGUAUUAUUUAUUGUGAAGAUGAUUGGUCUAAUUGGGGUUAAGUGCAUUUUGAAGUUAAGGAAGUAAUUCAAUAAUUGUUAAAAAAGAGAUUUAUUUGUCCUCCUUCUAAGCGAUCUCUUGAACUUGUAGAUUAAAGAAAAUUUUCAGAAGUUCAUAUUAAAGUAGAAAAACCUUACAAAUUCUCCUUUUUAUGCUUUUAAAGACCAGAAAUGUUAAUUUACUAAAGAGGAUAGUAUAUUGGGAAAGUGAUGGAGGAACUGUAAUGGACAAUAAUCAAAUGUACGUUUUAUAAAUUAAUGUGCUUCGAUAAAAACAACGCUUUGCUUUACACUAUUAGUGCUAGUUGUUGUUAGCCAGGAUUAUUUUGCAUGCUACCUUGUUAAUCUUGCGCAGAAAUUGAAUUUGAAAUUAAGGAUAGAAAUGAUUAGAAAGUUGGGAAGAUAUGCCAUUUAUUUGGGGGGUUUCGAAGAGAAUGGUGUACUAAAUCAGAUACAUACGGAAUAAAUUUUCCUGAAUUUGCUACAAUAGAAGAGAAAAUUAUACUUAUCAUGGCUGGGAUAUUUAUUGAUUAUGCAUAAUUUUAAAAUUAUUGA
Molecule: messenger RNA, 723 nt
Organism: Paramecium tetraurelia
Lineage: Eukaryota; Ciliophora; Oligohymenophorea; Peniculida; Parameciidae
Exons: 3
Biological process (GO): plasma membrane phospholipid scrambling
Cellular component (GO): plasma membrane
Molecular function (GO): phospholipid scramblase activity
Source: RefSeq, a predicted model, not a curated record